AAGAAGAAGAGUUUCCCAGCGUCACUCCUUGCAAACAUGGCGACUGAGGGAGAUGUCGAUUUGGACCUGGAAGCUGACGAAAACUGCACUGGGAAGCCGGCAGAAAAGCCUCGUAAACAUGACAGCGGUGCCGCCGAUUUGGAGAGGGUCACUGAUUAUGCGGAGGAGAAGGAAAUAUCCAGUUCCGAUUUACAAACGGCCAUGACAGUAAUUGGAGACAGAAGAUCACGAGAACAGAAAGCUAAAAUUGAGAGAGAAAAGGAGUUGGCCAAAGUCACUAUCAAGAAAGAGGAUGUGGAGUUAAUUAUGUCAGAGAUGGAAAUUUCGAGGGUCUCGGCAGAGCGCAGUCUGAGGGUGCACAUGGGCAACGUGGUGGAAGCGCUUGUGGCUCUGACCAGCUGAACACGUGCAUGCAUGCAGAGAACUCUCAUCAUUGUUGUUCUGACCAAUUUCAUUAAAAUUAAUGUUGAGGUGUCAUGAGGGGGCAAACUUUUUACAAUAAAGUAUUUUGAAAACUU
Molecule: messenger RNA, 518 nt
Organism: Syngnathus typhle (broad-nosed pipefish)
Lineage: Eukaryota; Metazoa; Chordata; Actinopteri; Syngnathiformes; Syngnathidae
Gene: hypk
Product: huntingtin interacting protein K
Exons: 4
Coding region: 37-402 (121 amino acids)
Biological process (GO): protein stabilization; negative regulation of apoptotic process
Source: RefSeq, a predicted model, not a curated record